Molecule: messenger RNA, 267 nt
Organism: Clunio marinus
Lineage: Eukaryota; Metazoa; Arthropoda; Insecta; Diptera; Chironomidae
Source: the annotation of a GenBank genome assembly
AUGAUCUUUCCCAAAGCUAAUGGAGAAUUUUAUCGAUUACCAGCUCAAUGUUAUACCCUCUACGGAUUUAUAAAAAUUAAACCAAUUUUUAUUGUUUUUAAAUUGUCUCGCGAUGGUCACUUUAGAAAAAUUACUUUAAAUGAUGUUGUAAAACCAAAACAUGCAAACGCGAAAGACAGAAACGCGAAAAGUAGUGACAAGGUCAUCAUUAAUGAUCCAAAAAUAAUAUCACAAUCGAAUCAUAUGUUGGUAUUGAAGAAAGUUUAA